UGCAGAAUCAACGAAUCCGCACCCAUUUGUGAAAGCUGAAAUUUUCAUCUCAAUUUGUAAUAUGUAAAAUCAGACAAAAAUUUGUGAAAAGCCAAUUAAACGAAUUAAAGGCAAGGCUGUUGCUGGUGGUGAAAGCGCUUUAAACGGUGGAUCUAUAGCAGCUACAACUUGGUAAACUAUGAAUCGAACAAGUUAUAGCAAUUGGCUGGGUAGCUGCCUGGGACUGGUGGUGCUGCUGCUGGCUUGCACACAGCUGCAAAGAGUAAGUGCAUCCGAAGAUGAAGAACGCUUGGUACGUGAUCUCUUUCGUGGGUAUAACAAACUUAUACGACCCGUUCAGAAUAUGACACAAAAAGUUGGAGUAAGAUUUGGUUUGGCGUUCGUACAGCUAAUCAAUGUCAAUGAGAAAAAUCAAAUUAUGAAAUCAAACGUUUGGUUACGUUUGGUUUGGUUCGAUUAUCAAUUGCAAUGGGAUGAGGCCGAUUACGGUGGUAUUGGUGUGCUGCGCUUGCCGCCCGAUAAGGUUUGGAAACCGGAUAUUGUAUUGUUCAAUAAUGCUGACGGCAAUUACGAAGUGCGCUACAAAUCCAACGUGCUCAUUUAUCCGACGGGCGAAGUGCUCUGGGUACCGCCGGCUAUCUACCAGAGUUCAUGCACAAUCGAUGUCACCUAUUUUCCAUUCGAUCAACAGACAUGUAUUAUGAAAUUCGGUUCGUGGACCUUUAAUGGCGAUCAGGUGUCACUGGCCUUGUACAACAAUAAAAACUUUGUCGAUCUGUCGGAUUAUUGGAAAUCCGGUACUUGGGACAUUAUAGAAGUGCCGGCCUAUCUCAAUGUCUACGAAGGCGAUGGCAAUCAUCCAACCGAAACAGAUAUCACAUUUUAUAUAAUUAUACGUCGCAAAACACUGUUUUACACAGUGAACUUGAUAUUGCCAACUGUACUGAUCUCAUUCCUGUGCGUACUCGUGUUUUAUCUGCCUGCUGAGGCCGGCGAGAAGGUUACAUUGGGCAUAAGCAUUCUGCUGUCACUGGUUGUGUUCCUAUUGCUCGUAUCGAAGAUACUACCGCCGACUUCGUUGGUGCUGCCGCUCAUUGCCAAAUAUUUGUUGUUCACUUUCAUUAUGAAUACGGUGUCAAUUUUGGUCACCGUUAUUAUUAUAAAUUGGAACUUUCGCGGUCCUCGUACACAUCGCAUGCCCAUGUGGAUACGUACGGUCUUUCUGCAUUAUCUGCCCGCGUUUCUGCUCAUGAAGCGUCCGCGUAAGACACGGUUACGUUGGAUGAUGGAAAUGCCGGGCAUGAGCAUGCCAGCACAUCCACAUCCCUCAUACGGCUCGCCAGCUGAACUACCCAAGCACAUCAGGUGGGUUGACAAUUUUCUCUACAACUUUCAUGUUUGCAUUACAUAUCGGUUUGCUUUAUAUUUACAUAGCGCAAUCGGCGGCAAGCAAUCCAAAAUGGAGGUAAUGGAGCUCUCCGACUUGCAUCAUCCCAAUUGCAAGAUCAAUCGCAAAGUAAAUAGCGGCGCCGAUUUAGGCAUUGGCGAUCAAUGUCGUCGUGAAAGUGAGUCAUCCGAUUCGAUAUUGCUUUCGCCGGAGGCCAGUAAGGCCACCGAAGCGGUGGAGUUCAUCGCCGAACAUUUGCGAAAUGAGGAUCUCUACAUUCAAACCCGUGAAGACUGGAAAUACGUGGCCAUGGUUAUCGAUCGUCUUCAACUCUACAUCUUCUUCAUAGUGACCACUGCCGGUACAGUUGGCAUACUAAUGGAUGCGCCACAUAUUUUCGAGUAUGUAGACCAAGAUCGCAUCAUCGAAAUAUAUCGUGGAAAAUAAAUCAACUUUAUUAAAUUUUUACGAUGGUGGCGUGGCCAUUACAACCGCUACUCCAAGAAAAAGCAAAAUUGGAAUUCAUUGAUAAUAAAAAAAAAAAACACUCGGUGCGGGUUUUGUCACUAAUCCGUUGUUAGUGAAGAGAUAUUUUGCAUAAAGCAACAAACUUCAGCACAUAACGGCAAUAAAGUUUGAAGCGAUUAUUCUUGUAUCACAUACCCACACAAACACAUACCACUUGGUACUCAUGGAGUAUGUGUGCCACAAAUUGUCUUCGAAUCAAUUCUUCGAUGUUAAGAAUUCUAUUAUUUUAAGCGUUUUUAAUUAGAAUUUAUAAGUAACAUAAACUUAUUGUAAGUGCAAUGAUUCAUAAGGAAAUUGUUAUGUUAAGCGUUUUAAGUAUUUACGUAUUUAUAUGCUUAUAAUAAGGAUAGCGAAUUGGAAAUAAUUACGGCAGUUAAAAUAUCUAGAAAAUCCGCGCAAAUUAGUGAAAUUACAUAUAAAUAAUAAUUAGUAACAAGUAAUACGAAGAAAUGCUUCAGCUCAUAAACUUAAACAGUAGCGUGAAUUUCGCGAGCAGUUUACGAAACGAAAUUCGUACUAAUAGAAAAAAAACCUUUUAUUAUUGAGCGGAACCAUAAUCGAUUGAAUAAACAUGACUUUGCUUUCAAAA
Messenger RNA from Bactrocera latifrons, 2504 nucleotides. RefSeq names its product acetylcholine receptor subunit beta-like 1 (gene nAChRbeta1). Gene Ontology annotation, molecular function: acetylcholine-gated monoatomic cation-selective channel activity; transmembrane signaling receptor activity. The record is from RefSeq and is a predicted model, not a curated record. NCBI's taxonomy places the organism in Eukaryota, Metazoa, Arthropoda, Insecta, Diptera, Tephritidae. Gene Ontology annotation, cellular component: neuron projection; postsynaptic membrane; synapse. The transcript is spliced from 7 exons. Gene Ontology annotation, biological process: regulation of membrane potential; monoatomic ion transmembrane transport; nervous system process. Bases 179 to 1834 code for a protein of 551 amino acids.